UCUUACUCCAGCAACUCCUCAGCACUACAGCAGCUCUGUACAGGCAUUUUCAGUGCUUCCGGGGGACAGAAUAAUAUAAACAUUAAAGAUUCGUAGCUGAUUGUUCAUAUGUGUUCAGGGGGAGAUGAACUACAUUGGAUCCUGCAUAAUUUGGCUUUGUAUGGCAGUCUUCCUCCUCCUUCCUGUUUCUACUUCCGUGGCUGUGAGUGACCAGACAGGUGCUGUGUGUCCUUUAAUGAAAACAGCUGUCCGCCAUCUCAAACAAAUCAACAGAGACAGUCGUGGUGUUUCAGGAUUUGAUCUGGCAGAAAGCUUUUCUUUGAGGCAAACACCUUGUGGAGGGGAAAAGAUCUGUUUUAAACUGGGAAGUGCACCUCUCAUUAGAGAUACAAGGCAAGUGUUUCCAAAUGGGCUUCCUGAAGAAUACUCUCUAGUUGCUGCAUUCCGUGUACGGCGAAAUACCAAGAAAGAACGUUGGUAUAUAUGGCAAGUUUUAAAUCAGUAUGACACACCUGAGAUCUCUGUCCUUCUGGAUGGUACAAAAAAGGUGGUGGAGUAUAUGACCAAAUCCGCUCAGGGAAAUAUACUGCACUACACUUUUAAGAGUCGAGAAAUUUACCCGUUGUUUGAUCGGCAGUGGCAUAAGCUUGGUAUUAGUGUGCAGUCAGGGAUCAUUUCGCUCUAUUUGGAUUGUAAUUUAAUUGAGAGAAAGCAGACUGAUGAAAAAUUCACCAUUGACUUGCAGGGAAGGACACUGAUUGCUUCUCGUACUGCAGAUGAUAAGCCUGUAGAUAUUGAACUUCACCACAUAGCAGUUUAUUGUAAUCCAAAACUUGCAACAGAAGAUACAUGUUGUGAAAUAUCUGCAGACUUGUGUCCACGUGAGGAAAGGUUAUUUGCUACAACAUUGUCACCAGCAACUGCUCAUGCCAGCAAAAUAUACACGCUUCCAGGAAUGCAGCAAGAAUCUAGAGAGAGAUGCCACUGCUUUCCAAACAAAGGAGAAGCCGGAUUGCCAGGAGUAUCUGGUUUGCCAGGCCAGAAAGGAGAAAAAGGAGAAAAGGGUGAAAUGGGCGUGAAAGGACAGGAUGGAGCUGCUGGUCUGCCUGGCGAAAAGGGUGAACGUGGCUUUGCAGGUAGCAAAGGCGAAGAAGGUGAAAAGGGUGAAAAAGGAGAUAAAGGAGAACCAGGACCAGAAGGCAUGCAUGGAACAGAGGGACUAAAAGGUGACCCUGGCAGACCUGGUGUGGCUGGUCCGAAAGGAGAAAAGGGAGAUGCAGGACCUCCAGGACCAGCUGCCUUGAGUGGUUUGCUGGAGGGUCCCCAAGGUCCACCUGGCAAAGAAGGUCAAAGGGGAAGACGAGGCAAACCAGGUCUCCCAGGAAAACCGGGGCCACCAGGACCUCCUGGUCCUUCUGGACUAGAAGGAAUUCUGGAUUCAUUGAACAAACAUUAUAAUGAGAGUGAUACAAGACUACUAGAAGUACUUGGGACCCCUGGACUUAAAGGCCAGAAGGGAGAUGUUGGUCAGAAAGGAGAAUUGGGAAUGACAGGCGCGAAAGGAGAAAAGGGAGAGCCUUCUGAAAAAGGGGACAAGGGAGAUCCAGGAGAGACUGGAAUGCAGGGAUCGAAAGGAAAUAAGGGUGAAGUGGGAGACCCUGGACCACCUGGUCUUAUCGGAAAUCCAGGAUCAAAGGGACUGCAAGGCCCUCCAGGACCUGUCGGACCCAGGGGACUGCCAGGAGAAGUUGGCUUACCAGGAGAGCAUGGGGUACCAGGAAACCCAGGAGUUAAAGGAGACAAGGGUGACCCUGGUGGGAUUAUGGGACCACCUGGACAUCCAGGUCCAAAAGGUGAUAUGGGGCCUCCUGGACCAAGUCUGCCUGGAACACCAGGUCCCACUGGUGUUCCUGGAAACCCAGGUCCACGGGGACCAAAGGGAGAAAGAGGACUACCUGGUGUACAGGGAGCACCUGGGGAGAUGGGGCCCCCUGGAAUAGGCAUUCAGGGAUCACCAGGUCCUAUAGGUCCAACUGGAUCAGCAGGUGUGCAGGGCCCUAGGGGACCGCCAGGGUUACCAGGAACUCCAGGUACUCCUGGUAUUAAUGGCACUCCAGGAAGAGAUGGAAAGCCAGGACUACCAGGCCCUCCAGGUGAUCCUAUUGCACUGCCACUUGUGGGAGACAUGGGUGCCAUACUGAAGGGUGAUCCUGGCACAAGAGGACCUCCAGGCAUCCCUGGUAGAGAAGGGCCAAAGGGAAGCAAAGGUGAACGUGGAUUUCCUGGGCUUGCAGGAGAGAAGGGUGAUGAGGGUCUUCAAGGUGCUCCUGGACUGCCAGGCAUACCAGGACCCAGUGGACCAUCUGGAGUCACAGGAAGACCUGGACAUCCUGGUCCAGCAGGGGCAAAAGGCGAAAAGGGUAGUGAAGGCUCUCCUGGGAAACCUGGACCACCUGGGCCUCCGGGUAUGCCUUACAAUGAAAGAAAUGGAAUGAGCAGCUUAUAUAAACUGCAGGGAGGUGCGAGUGUCGCUAGUUAUCCAGGUCCACCAGGACCUCCGGGUCCAAAAGGAGAUCCUGGAACAGUGGGAGACCCAGGACCAAUGGGCUUACCAGGACUGGAAGGACUCCCAGGGGAAAAGGGUGACCGUGGACCAGCCGGCACACCGGGAGUAGCAGGGACACCGGGAAAGCCAGGAUCUCCUGGGUCCCCAGGGAUGCCAGGGGAACCUGGUGAAAGAGGACCUAUAGGAGAUAUAGGCUUCCCUGGUCCAGAAGGGCCACAAGGAAAACCAGGAAUCAAUGGAAAAGAUGGAUUGCCAGGUCCUCCGGGUGCUGUGGGGAGACCAGGAGACAGAGGACCCAAAGGAGAACGUGGAGAUCAGGGUAUUCCAGGGGACAGAGGUCCACAGGGUGAACGAGGGAAACCUGGCCCUACAGGAGAAAAGGGAGAUGUGGGUCCUGUUGGCCCACCAGGAGACAGAGGCUAUCCAGGAUCACCAGGUCAUCAAGGUCCCCCAGGUUCACCAGGACCCCCAGGGUUUCCAGCUGAUGCAGUUUCACUUGAAGAAAUAAAAAAAUAUAUCAAACAAGAGGUUCUUAAGGUUUUUGAAGAAAGGAUGGCUCAAUUUGUAUCCCAGCUGAAGCUGCCUGCUGCGAUGCUUGCCUCCCAAGCUCAUGGUAAACCAGGGCCCCCAGGAAAAGAUGGGUCACCAGGGCCACCAGGAAAUGAUGGUUUACCAGGGCCACCAGGAGAACGUGGAAUUCAAGGUUAUAGAGGACAGAAAGGGGAAAGAGGCGAGCCUGGAAUUGGACUGCCCGGUAACCCCGGACCACCUGGCCCUGCAGCUGCCGGCCUGCCAGGCCCACCAGGAGCACCAGGCUCACCCGGACCGCAGGGGCCACCUGGACCCAGUGGGAGAUGCAAUCCUGCAGAUUGCUAUUACCACAUAUCACAGACUCGGUCACACACCAGCAGAAAAUAAAAACCCUCUCCCCCAGACACUUGGGUUCAUAAUCACUUUUCACUCCUCCUGAUAAGUUAAUUUAAUUUUUUAAAUAUUUGGUGCAUUUUUAUUUUUUUUUUCCUCGACACUGCAUGGUAUAUAGAUAAUUUGUAAGGCACAAAAUUGAGCGUUUUUCUAUGUUUUUUGCAGUGUCGUAAUUAUGAAAUGAUGAUGUAUAUUUUCCGGAGUGCAUUCCAUGUGUUGUUUCUCAUAUUUAUUUUGCUUAGAACAGAAAAUAGGCACAAAUAAUUUUCAUCACCUUCUUUCUUCAAACAAAAAAUAUUUUGUUAUUACUUAAGACAUUAUGUAUGCCCCAGUAAGUAAGCUGGCUUUAUUUUUCUUGCUGGUGGUGAAUUUUAAAUCAAAAAUAUACAUUUCUGAAGUUUCAAAGCAUACUUGUUCGUGGCGAACGCAGGACCUGAGCCGGAGCACUGGGAACUCUGUUCAGACUAAACAUUCAUGUCCCUCGAGGAGGCUCUGGCACACCUUCUGAAAAGGGUCUUUGUUGUGCAUCACAAAGGCUGCCCACCAUUUCAGUCACGUCCAAGAUGCUGAAGAAGGAGACGAAGAUGUGUUUAUGAUCUCCCUAAUCCCAUCCAAUGCUGAGCUUCACACUGACUGAAAAAUCACCAGGUGUAGCCUCAGGAAAUGUCUCUCCUGAGUGGAUGUUGUCCCAGCUAGGGGGCUUGUAUGUUCAUUUAGUCAUGGCUACAUGCAGUCCAGAUAUUUAACUGCAAAGGGCUGGUGUUGAUGUUCGUGACUGAGAACUGGCAUGUAUUCUGACCAUCACAUGGACUAAGUGUACCACUGUUGCCUGUAAUCAAGCUACUCUGCCACUAGGUCUGCCUACAGCAAAGGUGACCCCCUUUAGAGCAGAGAGUGGUGGGUACGCAGUCCAAGAUGGGAACUUCACAAGCCUCUGAUCUUGGCAGUGGUACCGUUUUCCUCUUCCUCCUGCAAUAAUCACGUGCUGAAAUAAGCUUGAGAAGAACAUGGAAACUGUAGAAUGUAAAAUUCACAGGUCCUAGUAAAUCACAAAAAAGUCACUUGAGUGCAAGAAAGAUUUGGAAAAAAGUACAAAACCCUCCUUGAAAGGUGUAAUACCAAGAGCACAACUGCAGACAGUUUUCAGGCAAUGAGUACAUCCUACAGGACCAGACAACGUCAGCCAGAUAGAAUGAAAUGUACAUCCUGUAGCGCUCAAAGAGCUGAGCAAUAGAAAAUCUGGAGAAAAUUAAUCACACAGAGGCUGGUUGUGAAAAGGAGGGAGGAGACAUGGCCAAAGUUUCACUUCUGAUUAUUAGGAAACAGAUCAUCCUAGGUUAGUCCUGUGGAAUUUUCUGCAGUGCAAUAGAAAGUGAAGGUGCUAUGGGAAGAACGAACACAGAUAGCUAUAACCCAAAACCUCAAAAUACAUCUGUAGUGCAAAGCCAUACUGAGGGCUCUCACUCUGUCAUUAGGAAGCCGGGCACUCUCCCACAUCAGGCAGAAAAAUGGUUUUGAUGACUUUGUGCUUCAGCACUAUGGAGCUGCCAGGGAAGCAUUCUCACACUGGAAGUGCUGGCUUCCAGAGAAGCUGUUGUGAAACAUGAAUCUGGAUGAAUUCUUGAUUUUGCUGAAAAACAGUUAAGGAAUGACCAGUGUGAGUCUUUAAAAGCAGAAAAACACUGGCAUUUGUUCUGAAUAGAGUUCCUAACACUUGCAUCCAGAGUGAGAUGAAAGCAAGAGGUAAAAGACUUAACCCAGGCAGCUGGGGAGCUCAGGCACAUAUUAUGAGGGGGAAAGCACACAUCCCUGACAUAUUCAUCAAUUAGAUGUUUGGAUGAAAGAGGGUGCUUGCUACAAAGAGAUGUUAAAGGAAACAUAAGGAUGAAAAGCUGAGAGUAAACAACCAGGACAGAUGAGGGCAGCAGGAAAGAGGAGGAUGCUACCUAAAGGAAGUGUAAUACACCCUACAGCUGGGGACUCCCUGUGGGGUCAGGGUGGUUUGUAUGUCCCUCACGAGGUUGGGAACAGAUAGAUCAAAGCCCACCAGCGAACUCCAAUCCUCACACCUCCUUUUCUGCUCAUCCCUCCCAUCCCUUGGGAGGCAAUAGCUGCCCCUUCUUUAGGCCAGCACAUCCUCCGCUCUACGGGCAGUGGGUACCUGUCCCACCAGGGUGAAGGUGCAGGACAAGUGGUCCUACCUGUGCUUAUUUCAACUCACCCCACUCCUCUUCCAGACCUCCUGUGCCCAUGGAGUGUGUUUUGGUUUGCUCUGUGGAACUGAUCAUCUUUCCAGAUCUGGUCCUUAGAGUGCCAAGGCUGUGAGAGCACUGGGAACUGGUGAGGCAGCUUGAAACCAAGCAAUUGUCUGUCCUGAGGCACCUCCUGCAGUGUGGCCCCUGGGUCUGCCCAGCCCAGCAAGUACAG
Manacus vitellinus (golden-collared manakin) is the source of this 5917-nucleotide messenger RNA. It is a transcript of the gene COL19A1, whose product is annotated as collagen type XIX alpha 1 chain. The record is from RefSeq and is a predicted model, not a curated record. Lineage: Eukaryota; Metazoa; Chordata; Aves; Passeriformes; Pipridae. The transcript is spliced from 50 exons. Bases 125 to 3484 code for a protein of 1119 amino acids.